This is a messenger RNA of Syzygium oleosum, 2915 nucleotides long. RefSeq names its product phosphatidylinositol 4-phosphate 5-kinase 4-like. The transcript is spliced from 8 exons. Gene Ontology annotation, biological process: phosphatidylinositol metabolic process. Gene Ontology annotation, molecular function: ATP binding; 1-phosphatidylinositol-4-phosphate 5-kinase activity. Lineage: Eukaryota; Viridiplantae; Streptophyta; Magnoliopsida; Myrtales; Myrtaceae. The record is from RefSeq and is a predicted model, not a curated record. Bases 290 to 2668 code for a protein of 792 amino acids.
CAUGAAACAACCGAUCCUUGGUUCAAUCGCUCUUUUCGCUCCGUUCGGACAAAUACAUGGAUAGAUAACAAGAAAGAGAAGAUCAAACGAGGAAAACAGGAAAAAAACCUUCAACAGACUCCAAAUCUUUGUCAGGCAAACACACGAAGAGAGAAAGAGAAUAUAGAUCUUCACGUGCAUUUGGAUCGCAUCAAACAAUGCAUCGGAUUGAAGAAUUCGCGAGAACGGACGUAAGAAAGCAGGAAGAAUAGAUAGAGCAGGGAUCUGUUUUUGUUUUUGAUUAUAAGAGAUGAGCAAAGAACACAGCAACACGGUGAUGAAGGCGUGGGAGGCGACCCUACGCAAGACGCAGGCCGCGAAGAAGCGCGCCAACAGCAUCUUCGGGACCAUGUCCGUGGCCCAUGCCGACGACGAAGACGAGGAUGGCGAUCACGAUGACAACAAGAACCAUAACAACAACAUCAACAACAACAACAAAAGCCUUGAUGCCUCUCCAGGUGGCGGUGAGAUCUACCAUGCAGAGCAGUUCGUCCUGAACGGGGAUUGCUACACGGGGCAAUGGCAAGACAACUUCCCACAUGGGUACGGCAAGUACCUGUGGACGGACGGCUGCAUGUACGUAGGCCAGUGGCACCGGGGAAAGAAGAUGGGGAAGGGUAGGUUCAGCUGGCCUUCUGGGGCAAUCUAUGAGGGCGAGUUCAAGGGCGGGUACAUGGACGGGAAGGGCACAUACACUGGCCCGAGCGGCGAUGUCUACCGUGGCCAGUGGGUCAUGAACCUGAAGCACGGACACGGGGUCAGGAGCUUCACAAAUGGUGACUGCUACGAAGGCGAUUGGAGGAGGGGGUUGCAGGAAGGGAGUGGAAGGUAUCAGUGGGCCAAUGGGGAUUGCUAUGUGGGUGAGUUCAAGAAUGGUGUGAUCUGUGGGAAGGGCACUUUUGCUUGGUCCGAUGGGAAUAGAUAUGAAGGUUUGUGGGAAGAUGGAUUGCCCAAAGGGAAUGGGACUUUCAUGUGGCCUGAUGGCAGUUUUUACUUGGGGAAUUGGAGCAAAGACCUGGAGGAGCGGAGCGGGAGCUACUACCCAGCGGGCGGGUCGCCGCCCGCCGAGGGGGAUAAGCUCGAGUGGAGCCCGCAGCAGGUGUAUGACGGGCUGUCAGGGCACGAGAUCUGCUCCGGAGAGAAGGUCUCAAUCCUGCCCUCACAGAAGAAGCUAACGGUGUGGAGGUCGUCCAAGGGGGACACCCGGCCGAGACAGGUGUCAGCUGAUGGGCGAGUCAGUGUUGGCGUGGAGAGGACGAUCGACCGGAUGGAAAUGCUGGAGGGCGGCAAUGGGGACGGCAGUGGCACGUUCGAGGAGUUGGGGAGGGACGUGGAGGUGGAUCUCUUGGGGCUGGAUAUUGAGAAGGCGAACCUAGAGGGGUUCCUAGGGCAAUUGAGGCUGCCUAGAACAGGGAAGAAGCAAGGGGAGACAAUCUACAAAGGGCACAAGAACUACGAGUUAAUGCUCAAUCUGCAGCUCGGGAUAAGGCAUUCAGUUGGAAGAGCCCCUCCGCCUGUAUCUCUCGAUCUCAAGGCAUCAGCCUUCGAUCCCAAGCAAAAGGUAUGGACGAGGUUUCCUCCGGAAGGAAGCAAAUACACGCCCCCGCACCAAUCUUGCGACUUCAAAUGGAAGGACUACUGCCCUUUAGUUUUCAGGACCCUGAGGAAGUUGUUCAAGGUGGAUCCGGCCGAUUACAUGUUGUCAAUCUGCGGGAAUGACGCCCUCCGAGAACUCUCGUCUCCUGGCAAGAGUGGCAGCUUUUUCUAUCUGACAAAUGACGACCGAUACAUGAUUAAGACAAUAAAAAAGGCAGAAGUGAAAGUGCUUCUGAGGAUGCUUUCGGCUUAUUAUAAUCAUUUCCGAGCCUUUGAGAAUACUCUGGUGACGAAAUUCUAUGGUCUGCAUUGUGUGAAGUUAACUGGACCUAUUCAGAGGAAGGUGAGGUUCAUCAUUAUGGGCAAUCUCUUUUGUUCUGAGUACACCAUCCAUAGGCGCUUCGAUCUCAAAGGCUCAUCCCUCGGCCGCACUACUGACAAGCCCGAGUCGGAAAUUGACGGGAACACUAUCCUUAAGGAUCUCGAUCUGAAUUUUUUGUUUCGCCUUCAGAAGCCGUGGUUUCAGGAGUUCUGCAGGCAAAUUGAUAGGGACUGUGAGUUUCUUGAGCAAGAGAGAAUCAUGGACUAUAGCCUUUUGGUUGGUCUUUACUUCAGGGAGACAUCAGUGGCGGGGUAUCUAAUCCCGUCCGGAGCUCGUACUCCAACCGGUGACCAGGAAGAUGAAGGCGCUCCUCGUCUCUCUCGAGCUGAUGUAGACCAGCUUCUUCUUGAUCCAACCAGGUGGGCUAGUAUCAGGUUGGGUGUGAACAUGCCAGCUCGCGUCGAGAGAUCGAUUAGAAGAGGCGGUUCCGAGUUUCAGCUCAUUGGCGAACCUACCGGAGAAUUCUACGAGGUGGUGAUGUUCUUUGGCAUCAUCGACAUUCUCCAGGACUACGACAUCAGCAAGAAGCUCGAGCACGCGUACAAGUCCAUCCAGUAUGAUCCGACUUCGAUAUCAGCGGUCGAUCCUAGGCAAUACUCGAGGCGCUUCCGCGACUUCAUCUUCAACAUUUUCCUCGAAGAUGAGUUGUGAAAAUGGUCCGUGGAUUCGCUGGCAUUUUUUCUGCGGGAUUUCGGCAUUCCUUGGAUAACUCCAGAUGCCGACCACCUUUGCUGGCCAUUACUUAAAACUGUAUAAUGCAAUGUACAGAGCACAUGGAAGAUUACACAUUUUUAUAGGAGUGUGCAAAGAAAAAUAGAAUAAUUGCACAAAGGAGACGAAAUAUUUAUACCUGCAACUUUGUAAUGUUUUGUCCAAAUGAGUAGCUAUAUACAUGUAA